This is a messenger RNA of Pelecanus crispus (Dalmatian pelican), 1819 nucleotides long. The record is from RefSeq and is a predicted model, not a curated record. NCBI's taxonomy places the organism in Eukaryota, Metazoa, Chordata, Aves, Pelecaniformes, Pelecanidae.
UGCAUGACUCUGCAUUACCUUUGUUGAACUCACCUAGUGUUGAAGGCGAUGCUAUCAAAGUUUAUGUAAGGGUACGUCCCCCUUCAGAGGGAACUGUGUUAACUGAUGGAGAUCAAGGCUUGUGUUUAUCUGUUCUUUCAUCAAAUACCAUCCGUCUGCAUUCGAAGCCUGAGCCGAAGAUCUUCACUUUUGAUUAUGUUGCAAAUAUGGAAACAACACAGGAGUCAGUGUUCUCAAGCGUGGCCAAAAAUAUUGUUGAAUCUUGCAUGAAUGGCUACAAUGGAACCAUCUUUGCAUAUGGCCAAACUGGGUCAGGAAAAACAUUUACUAUGAUGGGGCCAUCUGAUUCUGAUAAUUUCACUCACAGUCUGAGAGGUGUAAUUCCACGGAGCUUUGAAUACUUAUUUUUUCUAAUUGAACGUGAAAAAGAAAAGGCUGGCAGUGGAAAGAGUUUUCUCUGCAAAUGCUCAUUUAUUGAAAUCUACAAUGAACAGAUAUUUGACUUGCUAGAUUCUGCUUCAGCUGGACUCUUUCUCAGAGAACACAUCAAGAAGGGAGUCUUUGUUGAUGGUGCUGUUGAACAGGUGUUGUCAUCUGCUGCUGAAGCAUACCAGGUAUUAACUAUGGGCUGGAGAAACCGUCGUGUAGCAUCAACCUCGAUGAACAGAGAAUCCUCAAGAUCACAUGCAGUUUUCACUAUCACAGUGGAAUCCAUGGAGAAAAACAAUGAGAUUGUUAACAUUCGGUCUUCCCUGCUCAACCUGGUAGACUUGGCAGGAUCUGAGAGACAGAAAGACACCCAUACAGAAGGACUGAGGUUGAAGGAAGCAGGUAACAUAAAUCGAUCAUUAAGUUGCCUGGGCCAAGUAAUCACAGCACUUGUUGAUGUGGGUAAUGGAAAACAGAGACACAUUUGUUACCGGGAUUCCAAGCUCACUUUUCUGUUACGGGAUUCCCUUGGUGGUAAUGCAAAAACAAGUAUAAUUGCAAAUGUUCAUCCGGGAUCCAGGUGUUUUGGUGAAACACUGUCCACCCUUAAUUUUGCUCAGCGAGCAAAGUUGAUUAAAAACAAGGCUGUGGUAAAUGAAGACACACAAGGAAAUGUGAGCCAGCUGCAAGCUGAGGUCAAGAAGUUGAAAGAACAGCUUGCUCAACUUACUUCAGUGCCAUCUACGCGUGAUAUUUCUGUAUCACAAGGUGCUGUUGAAAAAGGGAAGAACAACGUAAAUUACAUGAACAACUUUCUUGAAGCAAUGUUGUUCUGGGAGAAAUCAGAAGGUGAAAAGAAGAAUUUAUUAGAAAAAAUUGCUCAACUAGAAGAUCUGUGUGCCAAGAAGGAGAAAUUUAUUCAGUCCAAUAAAAUGAUAGUUAAAUUCCGUGAAGACCAUAUUGUUCGCUUGGAGAGAUUACAUAAAGAGGCUGGUGGAAGUUUAUUGCCAAAAGAGCAAGAUGAUCUCCUCAGUGAAUUGAGGGAGGAAUUGCAGACACUCAGAGAACAGAUGGAACAACACCCACGAAUUGCAAAGUAUGCCAUGGAGAACCAUAACCUCAGAGAGGAGAAUAAAAGACUUCGUUCUUUACAGUCAGUUAAAAAGGCCCAAGAAAUUGAUGCUCAGACCAUUGCAGAACUAGAAAAAGCUUUUUUGGAAGCUUCAGCCACAGAGAAAAAUACUGGAGGUCAUCAUUUAUAUUCCACCACCGUAUCAGUGGAAGGCAGCUCACUGGCAUCUGUUGAAAGGCUGAAAGCUCGCCUGCUACAGACUCAGAGUGAACUGGCAAGUUCAAAACAAGAAUAUGAAGAAUUUAAAGAGCUAACCAA